AUGUCCAAAUUUUUCAAAAAGAAACCUGUUGAAUCGAAAUGGGACCUACGAAAAUCAAAUUCGCAAGUUCUAAAUAUAGAGGAUAAAUGCAGAUGUUCAUAUAGAUUACCAAAUGGUUUAAAGGGGAUCGCAAAAGCAACUGUUGCAUUUUCAACAUCAUUUUCAUAUUGUGAAUUAUUUAUAACUAAUGGAAAUGGAGAAAAAAUAUGUUUUGGUUUAACUAAUAAUGAUCAUCCAAUUGAUAUCUAUCCAGGUUAUUUUAGAUCGUCAUAUGGUUAUAUGGGUGAUGGUAAAAUAUAUGGAGGCACAGGAGAGGGUAAAGUUUAUGGGCCAACAUUCACAGCAGGAGAUGUUAUUGGUUGUGGUUAUGACUCAUCAGCAAAAACUAUAUUUUUCACCAAGAAUGGUGUAUAUUUAGGGUCGGCAUUCCAAAAAGUUUCACUUUCAAGUAAUAUGUAUCCAACUGUGGGUUUACAAUCACCAGGGGAAGCAGUAGUGAUUAAUUGUGUACCACCAUUUUCAUAUCGUGGUGCAUCCGAUAAACUAAGUAAACAACAGGUUAACAAUGUUCCAGUUGCAUCAUCAAAUUCCGAAGAUUUAAUCCCAAAAGAAGAAUUUGAACUUGUUAAAUGGAAUACAAAGAAGGAUAAAAUCGGUAAAAAUGUUGUAGUAAUGGAUCGUAAGGCAUUUUUGCCACAUGACUCGCCCAAAGAUACAAUAGGAGGUAUUCGUGCCACCCAACCAUUAAAUGACAGUAAUGGAUUUUGUUAUUUUGAGGUUAUAAUUGAUAACUUAGAACGUGGUCAAAUUUCAAUUGGUCUUGCUCAACAAGAAUAUCCAAAUAAUCUUCAUAUUGGCUGGAUAAAGAGUUCUUAUGGCUACCAUAGCGAUGAUGGCAGAAAGUUUAAAUGUAAAGAAGAACCAGGUGUUAAUGAAGGAGAACCAUAUGGAGAAAGCUAUAAAAAAGGUGAUGUCAUUGGUUGUGGUAUGAACUUUAAGUACAAAGAAAUCUUUUUCACAAAGAAUGGCAUGUAUAUUGGUUCGGCCUUUUCAAAUGUUUAUUACACCCUAUAUCCAUCUGUUGCUUUAAGUGAACCUGGAACCUCUAUAAUAGGAGUUUUUAGUCCACCAUUUAAAUUUACACAAAUUGCAUUAAUGAUAAAAAAUUUCCCGCAACCAAGUUUUAUGUUACCAAAACAACAACAACCCAACAUUACAUCCACUACUACAACAACCACCACAACAUCAUCUUCAAAUAUUAAAUCUAGUAACAAUGACUCAAUAUUUAAUUUAGAUUCAUCAGCAAUGACAACAGUCAGUAAAAGAACUUCGCCACCACAUUCAAUUGGAGGAGGUGGUUCUUAUAAUUCGCUUUCAUCUUUCUCUUCUUUAAGUAGCGGCCCAACUUCAAAUUCACCAAUGUCAUCAUCAACUUCUAUUCCACCACCACCCAGUCAUUUCUCUUCAUUAUGGUUUAAUGGAGGUGGAAAUGAAAGUUCUAACAAUGGAGGUAGUGGAAAUAUUACAAAUACUCAACUUAAUAACCAGUUAUUAAAUAGACAUUGUGUAUCAUUACCUGUUGUCCCAUCAAGCUCAAAUAAUCUUACAGGCUUAUCAAUGACAUUCCCUUCAAUUUCACCAAAUUCAUCACCACAAGUUUCACCAAGAAAGAAUUUAAGUAGCAGCGAUGAUUUACAAUUUGUUCAGUUCCAAGAUGACGGCCAACCACCCUCUGCAUGGAGACGUUGUGGUAAAUCAAUUAAAAUGAAAGAUGAUAAUAUCACAUUAACAAUGAUGAGGAAAAAGACUUCAGUUGCAAUGGCAGAUCGUCCAUUUUCACCCAACUCACCAACCACUAUUUGUUAUUUCGAAGUUUAUCUUGAAGGUCAUGACAAGAAAGGUUCUAUUACUGUUGGUUUGUCACAUUCAACAUAUCCAUUUAAUAAACAUAUUGGUAGAGAACCAAAAUCAUAUGGUUAUUCAAGCGAGGGUGAAAAGUUUGGAGGCUCAGAAGAAGGUGAACCAUAUGGACCAACAUUUUUUGGUGAUGGAGAUUGUGUUAUUGGUUGCGGUAUUAACACCAGUACUAAAGAAAUAUUUUUUACAAAGAAUGGUCGAUAUAUAGGUGUAGCAUUUUGGAAUGUCCCAUCAGAACCCCUUUAUCCAUCAGUUUCAUUCAGAGGUAUUGUGGGUGGAAUUUGUAUCGCCACUUUCCAUACCCAUUUUAAAUUCAACUUUGAAGAUUUACCAGGUGUUUCCCCAUCUAUUUGGACAAAGAAUUUAGGACCAGACCGUCAAAAUAAUGGAUUUAAAAAUUGGCCACCAAAUGAUGUUGGCAUUUGGCUUGAAGCAAUCAAUUAUAAACAAUACAAAAAGAAUUUCCAUGAUAAUAAUAUUUCAGGUCGUCAUUUAAUUAAUAUUAAUAAUAGAGAUCUCAAGAAUGAAUUGAAAAUCGAACCAUUUGGUCAUAGAGAUGAUAUCCUCGACCGUCUCAAGAAAAUGAGAGAAAUUUGGAAUAUUAAGAGUCCAGAAUCAUAUCAAGGUUCAGAAGGUUCGUUAAUGGAUGAUAAUAAGAAAUCUCUUAAGUGGAGGGAUAGUAGCAACGAAAGUGAAGAAGAAACCAUUUCAGAUAUCUCUCAUUCUGGAAAAAUAACACGCCCAAUGAAAUCUUAUUCAGCCAAAGAAAUAGAAGAUAGAAAUCGUAGAAGCACAAUUGGCGGAAUUGAAAAGAAAAAUAAAUUCUUUGUUGAUCAAGACCGAACACUAGCAGAUUCUAUGGGUUCAGAUGAUUCAGAAUUUAUACAACAACCAGACGAAAAGACAUCCUCAAAAACUUUAAAUCAACAACAAAUAAGAUAUUUACAACAAAAAGGUCCAGAAAAAGAUAUUAUCACAACAAAUAAUCCAUAUAAUACAUUUUCACCAAGUAUAACUCAUCCACCCCAACAAAAGAAUAGUGUUUCAAAUAGCAAGAGCAAUAAUAAUAAUAACAAUAAUAGUAAUAGUAAUAAUAAUUUCUCACUUCCUCCAAUUAUUGGCAAUUCAGGUGGUAAUAUACCUCAAAUUCAUCAUACAUUCCUUCAACCACAAGAUAUUCUUCCAACAUCAAAAUUCUAUACCCAAAACUCAAAUAAUAAUGUCAAUGUAAAUAAUAAUCCAAAUAAUAUCCUAAUAAAUUUCAAACCAAUAGCAAAUGCUAAUACAAAUAAUUCAUUAUCAACGUCAUCAUUACCUCAACCCCAACAACAACAACAAAUCACAUCAUCAAGUAGUGUUGGCCAACAACAAUUCCAACAAUCACAGUCAUUAUCUCAACAACAAAUUUCCACUCCGCCACCAAGAUUUGAAUACGAAAUUGAUUUCAAUGAAUUAGAAUUUGGUCCAACAAUUGGUAAAGGUUUCUUUGGUGAAGUUAAAAAAGGUUAUUGGAGAGAAACUGAUGUAGCCAUUAAGAUUAUUUAUCGUGAUCAAUUUAAAACCAAAUCUUCGUUAGUAAUGUUCCAAAAUGAAGUUUCAAUUUUAAGCAAACUAAGACAUCCAAAUGUUGUACAGUUUUUGGGUGCUUGUACAGCUGGUGCUGAAGAACAUCAUUGUAUAGUAACUGAAUGGAUGGGAGGUGGCAGUCUAAGACAAUUUUUAACAGAUCAUUUCACUAUUUUAGAAGACAAUCCUCAUCUUCGUCUCAAGAUUGCUUCAGAUAUCGCCAAGGGUAUGUGUUAUUUACAUGGUUGGACCCCAGCAAUUUUACACCGUGAUUUAUCUUCAAGAAAUAUUUUAUUAGACCACAGCAUCGACCCAAAUAACCCAUCAAGAGGUUACUCAAUCAAUGACUUCAAAUCCAAAAUUUCAGAUUUUGGUCUUAGCAGAUUAAAGAUGGAACAGGGUCAAUCAAUGACCUCAUCAGUUGGCUGUAUACCUUAUAUGGCACCUGAAGUUUUCAAAGGUGAAAGUAAUAGCGAAAAAAGUGAUGUUUAUUCAUAUGGUAUGAUACUUUGGGAACUCCUUACUUCUGAUGAACCACAACAAGAUAUGAAACCAAUGAAAAUGGCUCAUUUGGCUGCUUAUGAAUCCUACCGUCCACCUAUCCCAUUAACCACCCCACCAAAAUGGAAAGAAUUAUUAACCCAAUGUUGGGAUACAAAUCCAGAUAAACGUCCAACCUUUAAACAAAUCAUUGCCCACUUAAAAGAAAUGAGUGAACAAGGUUUAUCUUCUUUCGCCCCUGUUCUUCCCCAAGUGAUAGAUACUGGCGUAUAUGCUUAAAAUGGAACC
Molecule: messenger RNA, 4272 nt
Organism: Dictyostelium purpureum
Lineage: Eukaryota; Evosea; Eumycetozoa; Dictyosteliales; Dictyosteliaceae
Exons: 3
Coding region: 1-4263 (1420 amino acids)
Biological process (GO): protein phosphorylation
Molecular function (GO): protein binding; protein kinase activity; ATP binding
Source: RefSeq, a predicted model, not a curated record